Molecule: messenger RNA, 3233 nt
Organism: Cavia porcellus (domestic guinea pig)
Lineage: Eukaryota; Metazoa; Chordata; Mammalia; Rodentia; Caviidae
Gene: Slc47a1
Product: solute carrier family 47 member 1
Exons: 18
Coding region: 178-2007 (609 amino acids)
Biological process (GO): xenobiotic detoxification by transmembrane export across the plasma membrane
Cellular component (GO): membrane
Molecular function (GO): antiporter activity; xenobiotic transmembrane transporter activity
Source: RefSeq, a predicted model, not a curated record
GCCAGCCUUUGCAGGGCGCGCGGUGUCCACAGCGCGCAUAGGCUCAGGAGCACGUCCAAGGUCGCAGACUGGCUGGGCCGGCUGGGGGCGGCGGCCGAGGGCGGGGACUGGAGCUGGGGAGCCCUGUGCGGUCCGGUCCCCGGCGCCCGAGCUCCUCUGCAGCAUAGCGCCCAAUACAUGGAGGCUUCCUCGGAGUCCGGGCCCAGUCCCGGAGGGCCCCCGGUGGCCUCCGAGCGCCGCGGGCUGCGCUGCCCGCUGCUCUCUGGCUUCCGAGAGGAGCUGCAGGCGCUCCUAGUCCUGGCCGGUCCUGCGUUCCUGGCCCAGCUGAUGAUAUUCCUGAUCAGUUUCAUCAGCUCCGUGUUCUGUGGCCACCUGGGCAAGCUGGAGCUGGACGCCGUCACCCUGGCCAUUGCGAUUAUCAAUAUCACUGGCAUUUCUGUGGGACAUGGCUUAUCUUCUGCUUGUGACACACUCAUCUCCCAGACUUACGGGAGCCAGAACCUGAAGCACGUGGGUGUGAUCCUGCAGAGGGGCAUGCUCAUCCUGCUACUCUGCUGCUUCCCCUGCUGGGCACUCUUCCUCAACACCCAGCAUAUCCUGCUGCUCUUCAGGCAGGACCCAGACGUGUCCAGGCUUACCCAUACCUAUGUCAUGAUCUUCAUUCCAGCUCUUCCCGCAUCCUUUCUUUAUACAUUACAAGUUAAAUACCUGCUCAACCAGGGAAUCGUUCUGCCCCAGAUUGUGACCGGAGUUGCAGCCAACCUUGUCAAUGCCUUUGCCAACUAUAUAUUUCUAUAUCAGCUGCACCUUGGAGUGAAGGGCUCAGCGCUGGCCAAUACCAUUUCCCAGUUCACCCUGGCUCUUCUCCUCUUUCUCUACAUCUUGGGAAGAAAACUGCACAAGGCCACGUGGGGAGGCUGGUCCCUCGAAUGCCUGCAGGACUGGGCCUCCUUCCUGCGCCUGGCCAUCCCCAGCAUGCUCAUGCUGUGCAUUGAGUGGUGGGCCUACGAGAUCGGGAGCUUCCUGAGCGGUGUCCUUGGCACAGUGGAGCUGGGAGCCCAAUCCAUUGUGUAUGAGCUGGCUGUCAUUGUGUUCAUGGUCCCUGCAGGCUUCAGUGUGGCUGCCAACGUCCGGGUAGGAAAUGCAUUGGGGGCUGGAAACAUCGAACAGGCAAAGAAGUCCUCGGUGGUCGCCCUGCUGGUCACAGAGCUCUUUGCUGUAACCUUUUGUGUCCUGUUGUUAAGCUGUAAGGACCUUUUGGGGUAUAUUUUCACUACCAACAGAGAUAUCAUCGCCCUGGUGGCUCAGGUGAUUCCAAUUUAUGCUGUGUCCCACCUCUUUGAAGGCCUUGCUUGUACAUGUGGUGGCAUCCUGAGGGGAACUGGAAACCAGAAAGUUGGAGCCAUUGUUAAUGCCGUUGGUUAUUAUGUGAUUGGUCUUCCCAUUGGGAUUGCACUGAUGUUUGCAGCUGAGCUUGGAGUAGUCGGUCUGUGGUCAGGGAUUAUCAUCUGCGCCGUCUCUCAGGCUGUGUGUUUUCUGGCCUACAUUGCUCAACUCAAUUGGAAACAAGCCUGCCAGCAGGCUCAAGUGCAUGCCAACCUGAAGGCAAAUGUGGCCCUGAGUGAGAAUUCUGCAGUCUCUCAGGAUCCAGUUUACCCAGACUUGAUUCUCUCAUACAGUAGCAUGAAUUGUCAUACAUCUCCCGCAUCACAUCUGGAGUUACACUGUUUGCCAGAUACUGAGGGAACUGUUCCUUAUAAACAUCUUCGUCCUCUUGCUCUAGUGAGUCUUGAAAACCACGGAGAGAUUUUAAUGACAAAUUUUGAAAAGAAAGAGGAGACUCAGCUGGAACAACAGAUACACCAAGAGCAACCUUUGCCGGCUCAUACCAACCACAACAAGCUGUCUGGGAAACAGCUGGUGCUGCGACGAGGGCUCCUGCUCCUUGGGGUCCUUUUAGUCUUGCUCGCUGGGAUUUUAGUGAGAGUAUAUGUCAAAAUUCAGUGAUGCGUGUGAGAAGGGCAUUCACUUGUCCUGACCCAAACAGUGGACUUUUAGGGACAAUUCUGCUUCUUCUUUUUUUUUUUUUUUUUUGGUACCGGGGAUCAAACUCAUGACCUCACACUUGCCAACAGGCGCUUAGGCCACUGAGCUAAAUCCUCAGUCCCAAUUCUUCAGUCUUGCAAGAAAGGGGUGCCCCCCCCCAACAAACAGGCUGAUGCGCGCAGUUUAACUCCUCUCCCUCCUUAACACACGGUUCCUUCCUCCUUUUCUCACUCGGGGUUUACUGGAAGCUCAAGUGUGUUUGAUAGAUGCCUAACUUCUUUCCCCUGCUCCCUGUUAGGCAAUGUGUGAGUUAGGGUAGAGUUCCAUUCUUAAUUGACUAUUUACCCCCUUUUGCUUUGGGUUAGAAACCCUUUCAAACGCAUGGCUGCAACAGACUAUUUAAAAUCUUUUCUAAGCAGUGGAGUUACCUCCUGAGAAGCCCAUAAGACAGCGACAAUAACUCGUCAGGGCUGGGGGUAUAGUCAGGGGUGCAGCCUGUGUUUAGCAUGCUGUAGGUCCUUGGUUUAAUCCCCAGGGCUGUCACCACUAUCACAACAAUGAAAAGAAAAACAAACAAAAAGAAAAUAUUGUUGACAAUGCAUUUAAUAUACCUUACCUACCAAACAUCCCAGCUGAGCAGCUGUAUCAUAGAGUGUCAGUCGCCCUCCUGACCAAGGAGCUGACCAGCGGAGCUGUGGCUGUUUGUUUAACAUCCUGAGAGAGAUUAUAGUACACAUUGCUACGUUGGGAAAAGCUUCAACUUUAAAGUACAGUUUCUAUUGACUAUGGUAAGCCGUUAAAAUUCAGAUCAUCUUAAAUUGGGGGCCACUUGUACUUCGGAGCUAAUAGAUAAAUAUAUCCUAGGCCCAGCAAUGGCAGUUCAUUUUCAGCUAAUGCAACUCAGCCGUACCCAUGGAUUUUUAAGAACCGAGAAUUCAAAUAUUUUUCUAAGGGAGAAAAAGAACCAACGUAAACGUUGUAUUUUGGCCCAAGACAAUGUUUGAAAGGUGACACUUGAGAAAUAAUUCAUUCUCCACAGUCUCAACUAAUGGUGAUUGUGUAUUGACUGCAUUUAUCUAUGGCUUUCAUAUUUCUCAUGCUUACUGUUUUCUAAGACACAAACCUAUGAAUAUGAAGUGCUUAAAGAUUCUUACUGUGUGAUUUUUAAAAAUACAUUUUACAAUAUA